Daldinia vernicosa is the source of this 2129-nucleotide messenger RNA. Its product is annotated as alpha/beta-hydrolase. Gene Ontology annotation, biological process: proteolysis. Gene Ontology annotation, molecular function: peptidase activity. The coding region runs from base 327 to 1727 and encodes 466 amino acids. The transcript has 4 exons. NCBI's taxonomy places the organism in Eukaryota, Fungi, Ascomycota, Sordariomycetes, Xylariales, Hypoxylaceae. The record is from RefSeq and is a predicted model, not a curated record.
CCUAUGAUCGCGAAGCCAAGGAAAUAGUAAAUAAACCUACAUAAGAAGAUGCCUCUACCCAGUCAACAAAUCUAAGACUAGCCCUAUAUUGUCCUCCAAUGGAUCGAUGGAAUCAGGGAAAUACUGUCAACGACGUACAGGAUCCUAAUAUUCCGUAUUCAAACGUCAACUGGUUAUAAAAACAAUCAUAAAAGCUCCACCUACCAACUUGGAAUCUAGAUCCUUCCCCGCUUCAUACAACUACAUACGUGAUAACAAGGCCCGUAGCCAACCCAAUCAUAGUAAUAAGUACUUGCCAAAGACUGAAUUGCACCGGGCAAUCAAUAAUGGCUCCAGUUGUAGCUGGUCUUGUUUCCGAAAGCAAACCAUACCUCGUCCCAGGCAAGCUGCUUGUGAGAGAGCUCUGGUUUGAAGUCCCUUUAGACUACUCCGAUCCAAAAUUAAAGACUAUUAAGCUCUUUGCAAGAAGUGUCGUUAAAUAUGAACGACCUAUUGUCGAAUCAUCAGAGGUUGUGCAGAGACCUUACCUACUAUUCCUCCAGGGCGGCCCCGGUUUGGGGACCCCAGCACCUCAAGAUUCUCCCUUGUCAGGGUAUAUGCUCGAUAGAGGCUACGAGCUGCUCUUUCUAGAUCAACGGGGCACGGGCUUUAGCACACCCAUAUCAGAUAACACUCUAGAGCUCAUCGGCAGCCCCCAGGAGCAAGCCGACUAUCUUAAGCUCUUCAGGGCCGACACGCUUGUCAAGGACAGUGAGGCCGUUCGCCUCUGCCUAACAAAAGACUACCCACCUGAGAAGAAGAAGUGGUCUACAUUCGGUCAGUCGUUUGGCGGCUUUACGACUCUAACCUAUCUCUCCUUCGCACCAGAAGGCCUUAGAGAAUGCUUCAUCACCGGUGGGCUUGCCGCCUUGGAUAAGGGCCCCGAGGAAGUUUAUCAAGCCACCUUUCGAAAGUGCAUAGAUCGGAAUCACGACUACUAUAGGAAAUUCCCAGAUGAUAUCGCUACGGUCAAAUGGAUCGCCGAGAAGAUCCGCGAGCUCGGCGGUGAAAAGGGAAUUCCUCUACCCGGCGGCGGCUUUCUAACAGUGUCACGAUUAAUGACUGUGGGCCUUAAUUUCGGUGCUCACGGGGGCGUCGACCGAGUUCACAACUACAUCAUUAGGAUGAAGGCCGAUCUAGAUCAGUAUGGCACAUUCACUCGCUACACUCUGAACGAACUAGAGCAGGACAACCAAUGGGACACAGCUCCAAUCUACUCACUACUUCACGAGCCAUGUUGGUGCUUCGGCCCAGGCGUAGCCGGAAGAUGGGCAGCCGAACGAGUCGGCGCGAGCCUGGAAGAAUUCCAAUGGCUUCGGCAGGAUUGGGCCGGGCCAGCGAGUCUAGGCGAAAAGCCGCUGUAUUUCUCCGGCGAGAUGAUCUACCCCUUCUUCUUCGACACGUGCACCGGACUCUUCAAGCUCAAGGAGACGGCGCAGAUCCUAGCCGAAUUCGACGGCUGGGCACCGCUCUAUGAUAUUGAGCAGUUGGGUAAAAACGAGGUCCCCGUGUACGCGGCCGUCUAUAAUGAUAUGUACGUCGAUCCGGAGAUGUCGCGGGUCACGGCGGCUAGGAUCAAGGGGAUAAAGGUCUUCGAGACGAGCGUCUUGUACCAUAAUGCUCUCCGUUCGCGCCCUGAUGAGGUGAUUCCUCAGUUGCUUCGGUUGCGUGACGAUACCAUUGACUGAAGAGCUUUUGUAACCUGUGGCCCUACAAGGUAUCAUCAAGAUCAAGGCUAUAGCACUUAGGCAUUUAUCUCCCUGGCAGCCUUACCGGGUGUUCGGCUCGGAUACGAGCAACCAUGUAUACAAGUCCUACCAAGACCGAAUCCUCGGAUGAAUCUUCCUACGUAAAUAAGAAUAACCGAUAAAUUAUAUCUACUAAACGGUUUCUACGCUCACGCCUAAGCCGUCACGAACGGACUUCGUAGAUACCGAAUCAAAACAGCUCACGCUUACUCAUAUACCCAUGUCCACCGGGCUGGCUCUUAUAUCAUCGUCACCAAGUUUCACAGCCCUUGUACUCGGCCUCCUAGAUCCUUCGUCGGGAUUUCCCCGCUUAGGCCCUGCUAGGUAAGUGUCAAACCAAAG